AUGAUGCGCGUGGAGGCGGUGCCCAGUCUGCGGGGUCUCAUCGGCAUCAGUGGAACUAAAAGAGACAUUUAUGCGGCCCAAGUCUUUCUUGGGCACGAACUUCGUCCUCGCAGCUCUGAGGUGAAUGUCGUCACCACUGUCGCCUUAGGCAGUGAAGGCGGCUCAGGACUGCGGCUCCUGGGAGCGGGGGACCCGCCAGAGGCGGAGCGUCCCGUUGCCGGGCAGCAGAGGCGGAGCGUCCUGUUGCCGGGCAGCAGAGGGCCGGCCCGGAAUGUUUCCGUCUCCUCGGUGACUCGCGGCCGCCGUGCGGACCUGCGGCGAGAGGCGAUGUCUGCGGGCUCAGAGCCCGAGUGCCCCGCUGAGCCCCACGAACCACGGACCGCCCCUGCCACCGCGUGCGAGGGCUUCAUCGUCUUAUUUAGUGUCAGUUCAGUUUCCUGUCCCUGGAAGCUGGGAUCAUUGGGCGAUUUUACAAACGGGAGGCGAGGGCCCCUCGCCCCAGGUUCAUACCUGGCAGAGUUCCCCAGAUGGGAGGAUGAGGAGAAAGUGCCCCGUGACUGUGCCGUGUCCCGUGGCACAGUGACCCAGACAGGGGGAGUGCCGGCUGGGCCUGAGACAAUCACGAGGCUGGUCACAGGAGGAGUCAGAGCUGACAAGGAUGUGGGGACCUCAGUCCUGAACUGCAAGGAGCUGAAUUCCGUCAGCUACAGGAAGGGGCCUGGGAGCAGCUUCUCCCCCAGCACAUCCAAGAACUCAGACAGGCCCACCUGUUGGUGUCUGCGUCAGAACCCCCGAGCAGAGAACCAGCCCCUCCAGCCGUGCUCUGCCCCACAGGGCUGUGAGCUGGCCCUGGGUCCGGAGGUGCUGCCCAGCAGCGGGAGCCACCCCGCUCCACUUUACCUAAGGUGGAAACAUUGUGAGGCACCCGGUAUUAAGACUUUAUGCAACUUAACAAAACUUCUGAACACAGUUCAGAAAGAGCACAGAGAGGACAUCUCUCUUUACACCUCUGGACACCUGAAUCCCAACAAGCUCUGCAGGCCUCCCAAGAUGACCCUGUGUCACUGGCCCAAUGCCACCAGGCCAAAGCAGGAGAAGAUCUUUAGAGUGGAAAACCCAUCUGGGAGGGAGAUGGCAAAGAUGAAAGAUGCUUUGGCUUAUUUCACCAUCCCCACAGCUGUGGGUCCAAACGAUGCCCAGGACACUCCACUCUUCAGGUAUCUGAGCCCCCUGGAACACACCUCCCACACGUCGGAAGAGCCCCUCUUUGCAAGGAAGGUUCCAGGAGAAGAGGGUUCUCCUGAAUGGCGGAGGAGAGAAGAGUUGAGGUUGCCUGAGACAAAAGUGUUAAAGCAUGAGCCAGCAGCGUCCAGCCGUCCAUGUGCAUCAUGUGCCCCGGACAAGGAUGAGUACCGGUACCUUGGCUCCUAUUUGGGGGGCAUAACAAAGGCAGACAAGUACAGGAAGUUCCUGUGCUUCCUGAAGGAAGUCCUUGCAAAGCAAGAUCUCCUGAAGAAUGACUUCACUGGGAGCAAGUCAGCGAAACGCCACGAAGAGAAGUUGGAACAGGAGCUCCAGAAAGUAUGUGAGUGCGACCCUCAGCACUUCAGCAGACUGCAGGUCUUCAGAGAAGUCUUUGAAGAUAUUUGCAAUAGUUCUCUGACAUUCGGUGAUAUAUUGAAAGAAAUUAAGAAUGAAUAUGAACUCUACAUGGCGAUACUUCUGAAGUCCCAGCCCACAGAAGAGUAUAAGGCCUUGCUGGCUCACGUCAGGGGCCUGGAGAGGAGGCGGGUGAAGACAGCGGACAUCAGCCAGGCCAAGGAGGAGCUGAGGGCACUCGUGAUGGCCACCAAAGCAGCCCUGGAGCAUAACGACAGGCUCAGAAGUGAGUUAGAGAGGGAGAAAAUGCUGCUGAGAUCUGCUAAGAAAAAAUCAGAAUCACCUGAGAAAAAUGCAAUGGACGAGAAGCACCUUACUCUAAUUGAAAAGGUUGAGAAGAAGAGGUGUGAAAUACUUAAUGAAUGGGAUAAACUUCAAGCUCUUGAAAGAGAAAUUAAAACCACUCUUGUUCAUACUGGAAUUUUGCACAUCACUGAGAAUAGGAUUAAAAGCAUAGAGACUGAAGCUGUAAAGUUGGACACAGCAAAUAGAAUUUUAAAGCAGAAAAUAAAUAUGAUAGAAAACCGAGUGAAGCAGAGCAUGAGGAAGAGCAGGAUGAGCGAGGAGGAGCAGCGGAACCUUUGGGAAUUUAUUAACAACUUUGUAAAAUUAAAAGAAACAGAGUAACUCUCAAGUGACUGGAAAAAUGACCUAGGAGAAUUCACAACCAUCCUGUAGAUAACAUGGAUGUUUGCAGAUGCAUAAAUUAAUGAAGACACAUUUCAUUUCAUCGGUUUUAAUCUCUAAUAAAAUUCAAAUGGUGUAUGUAUCCUGUUCAAGAUACUGCAGUAAAUUCAUGUAUG
Molecule: messenger RNA, 2462 nt
Organism: Manis pentadactyla (Chinese pangolin)
Lineage: Eukaryota; Metazoa; Chordata; Mammalia; Pholidota; Manidae
Exons: 15
Coding region: 1-2286 (761 amino acids)
Source: RefSeq, a predicted model, not a curated record